GGUUCAAAAUAUUUUUACAUGGAACAAAUCUUUCAAGCGACAUGCGGCUUGUUGGAUUUAUUGGUUUUGAACUUGUAUGGUAAAGAUAGUUUGGCAGAAUGGGCAUCCAGGACCGAGCGAACGCUCUCCAUAAUAGUAGAUGUCAUUCCGAUUUGCAUUGUGCUAUCUUUGAGUGAUUAUAAGAGAAGAUCUCACAGGGAAAAUCCAAGUUCAUUGGAAUCAAGAGACAAUUUUACAAGAAAAUAA
This is a messenger RNA of Ambispora leptoticha, 246 nucleotides long. The record is from the annotation of a GenBank genome assembly. NCBI's taxonomy places the organism in Eukaryota, Fungi, Glomeromycota, Glomeromycetes, Archaeosporales, Ambisporaceae.